CUCCAGUUUUGCAACACGUGCACGUGCACCUGUCAAAGUCCCGUGCUUGCCUCUGCGACCUUCCUCCCACUUAUAAGCUCGACGUCCCUUUCGUCCGGAGACUCGGAUUUCGCCACCUCCUGCUUCCAUUCACCUUCGAGUUUUGCGUUGCCAUCUUUUCGUCAUAUCGCCAGUUUUCAUUUGUCUCUGCAGAUCUGAGUACGGGUCGCAAUCCAAGUCGCUGCUCUACUCCUUUGUUAUUACCUUUAGGUCGAAGAUCUCGAACUUUUUUUGAAAAUGGCCGGCAACCAGUACAAGGACUCAUACAACACCGCAGCCGAUAAGACAGAGAAGGCGAAAGCUGCCGGACAAGAGAAAGCUGACCAGGCUCAAGACCAUGCCUACAAUUUGAAGGAGAAUGUGAAGGAGAAAGCUGAUAACGCUGGCCAGAAAAUCUCAGAGUCUGCCCAAGCUGCCAAGGACAAGGCAGGGCAUGCAUGGGAGCAAACCAAGAGAAGUGCUUCUGAGACUACUGAAGCUGCCAAGGAUAAGGCAAACGAAGCUGGUUCCACAGCCCAGAAGAAGGCGGAGGAGGCAGCCGAUGCUGCGCAGGCCAAAAAGGACGAGUCCAAGCAAAGCGCCUCUGAGACCAGCCAAGCAGCUAAGGACAAGGCCGUACAAUUGGGGGACAAGGCUGCCGAGAAGAAGGACGAGGGUAAAAAGUCUGCCUCAGAAGCUGGGCAGGAGGCAGGAGAGAAGGCUGAAGUGGGUAAGGAGAAAUCUGCCACCUUCCUGCAGCAGGCAACUGAGACCGUUAGGGGCGCAUUCCAGGGUGUUGCGGACUCUCUCAAGAAGUAAGCCUCAUAUUGGUGUACAGACAAAUUCAUAGGUGUAAAAGGAACAGAUGAAGUUGUUAAAAUUGCCAUCACCAUAUGAAAUACGUCGCAGAAGAAGAAUGUUUGCAGUCAGUCGGAAGAUUAGAUUUGACAGUGACCUGUAUUGUUCAGGUAGUAGCUAGUUUACAUUAGAUAUAUGUACAGUUAAAGCAGCAGCCUGCUGUCGGAUUAUUUACUACAACGGGUUUUGUUACCAUAACACUCUCUACGUCUCCCGUCCAAUGUUCAACGUGCUUGUGAUUUCGAUUGGC
Marchantia polymorpha subsp. ruderalis is the source of this 1126-nucleotide messenger RNA. The record is from the annotation of a GenBank genome assembly. NCBI's taxonomy places the organism in Eukaryota, Viridiplantae, Streptophyta, Marchantiopsida, Marchantiales, Marchantiaceae.